Hyaena hyaena (striped hyena) is the source of this 330-nucleotide messenger RNA. RefSeq names its product late cornified envelope protein 1F-like. Gene Ontology annotation, biological process: epidermis development. Lineage: Eukaryota; Metazoa; Chordata; Mammalia; Carnivora; Hyaenidae. The transcript has a single exon. The record is from RefSeq and is a predicted model, not a curated record. Bases 1 to 330 code for a protein of 109 amino acids.
AUGUCCUGCCAGCAGAACCAGCAGCAGUGCCAGCCCCCUCCCAAGUGUACCCCCAAGUGUCCCGCCCCCAAAUGCCCCCCAAAAUGUCCUCCAAAGUGCCCCCCAGUCUCUUCCUGCUGUGGCUCCAGCUCUGGGGUUGGGGGCUGCUGUAGCUCAGGGGGCAGCGGAGGCUGCUGCAGCUCCGGGGGUGGGGGCUGCUGUCUGAGCCACCACAGGCGACGCAGGUCCCACCGCCACAGACACCAGAGCUCUGACUGCUGCAGCCAGCCCUCGGGGGGCUCCGGGUGCUGCAGCGGGAGCGGCGGGCAGUCAUCUGGAGGCUGCUGCUAA